AGAAGGAUGUCGAGCGCGAGAUUCCUGUUGACGCGGCGCUGCACAGGUAUAAAAACUAUCAAAGGUCAUGGACAGAGAAGUCUCUCCGUAUCAUCAGCUGUGCUAGCUCGCACUCAUGUCAGUUAUGAGGUCAAGGAUAAUGUUGCUGUGGUUCGAAUCAAUGAUCCGACCUCAAAGGUGAAUACUCUGUCCAAGCACAUGCAGGCAGAGAUGGUGGAGGUGAUGAAUGAGAUUUGGGGGAAUUCAGCAGUAAAGAGCGCCGUCCUCAUCUCCAGAAAACCAGGAUGCUUCAUCGCAGGAGCUGACAUCAAUAUGAUUCAGGCCUGCAAGACAGCAGAGGAAGUGACAUCACUUUCACAGGAAGGACAGAAGAUAUUUGACCAGAUUGAGAAAUCACCCAUCCCUGUUGUGGCUGCUAUUAACGGCUCCUGUCUGGGCGGCGGACUGGAGUACGUGUUUGUGUUUUGUGUGGCAGGUCCAGGACUGAAGAGUCCAGAAGAGAGGACCAUCGAGUAUCUGGAGGAAGUGGCUGUUGAUUUUGCUAAAGGUCUUGCUGGUAAAAAAGUCACAGUGGAAAAGAAGAAAGGACUCGUGCAGAAGAUACAGGAUUUUGUAAUGGGUCUGCCGCCGGUCAGGAAACAGAUCUACAAAACUGUCCACAGUAAAGUCAUGAAACAGAGUAAAGGGCUUUAUCCCGCGCCACUGAAGAUUAUAGAGUGUGUUCAGACAGGCAUUGAAAAAGGAAACGAUGCUGGAUAUCUGACUGAAUCUCAGAACUUUGGCAAGCUGACGAUGACAUCAGAGUCCAGAGCUCUGAUUGGCCUUUAUCAUGGUCAGGUGGCAUGCAAAAAGAACCACUUUGGGCAGCCGGAGAGAGAGGUGAAAAAGCUGGCUGUCCUGGGAGCGGGGCUUAUGGGAGCAGGUAUUGCUCAGGUAACGGUAGAUAAGGGUGUGGCCACCAUCUUAAAAGACACAACAGAGGAAGGACUUGCCAGAGGUCAUCAACAGGUGUACAAGGGUCUUAACGACAAAACAAAAAAGAAGAGUCUGACGACAUUCGAGAGAGAUGGGAUUAUGUCAUUGCUGUCAGGACAGCUGGACUACCGUGACUUUGAGAAUGCUGACAUGGUCAUUGAAGCCGUGUUUGAAGACCUGUCAAUCAAACAUAAAGUGGUGAAGGAGGUUGAGGCCGUGAUUCCUCCUCACUGUAUUUUUGCCACAAACACAUCCGCUCUGCCAAUCAAAGACAUUGCAGCAGCCAGUAAGAGACCUGAAAAGGUGAUCGGGAUGCACUAUUUCUCUCCUGUGGAUAAAAUGCAACUGCUAGAAAUCAUCACCACCAAUAAAACCUCCAAAGACACAACAGCAUCUGCCGUGGCUGUUGGGCUUAAACAGGGAAAGGUCAUCAUAGUCGUGGGGGAUGGUCCAGGUUUUUACACCACUCGCUGUCUAGCGCCUAUGUUAGCCGAGGCCGUUCGAGCACUGCAGGUGUACCUGUGA
Sinocyclocheilus grahami is the source of this 1500-nucleotide messenger RNA. RefSeq names its product trifunctional enzyme subunit alpha, mitochondrial-like. Gene Ontology annotation, biological process: fatty acid beta-oxidation. Gene Ontology annotation, cellular component: mitochondrial fatty acid beta-oxidation multienzyme complex. The record is from RefSeq and is a predicted model, not a curated record. The coding region runs from base 7 to 1500 and encodes 497 amino acids. Lineage: Eukaryota; Metazoa; Chordata; Actinopteri; Cypriniformes; Cyprinidae. The transcript is spliced from 16 exons. Gene Ontology annotation, molecular function: long-chain (3S)-3-hydroxyacyl-CoA dehydrogenase (NAD+) activity; NAD+ binding; enoyl-CoA hydratase activity.